CCGUUGGGACUAAAGAGAGAAAGAGAUAUUCAGCUGAAGAGACAACGCCUGUUUCUGUGGAGGGAGAGUCUGAGUAGUUGCAGAAGCUGCUGAGCACGAGAGCUGUCAGAGCAGGUGAUCGCCCUUAUUUGGUAAUGGCCCAGAUCAUGUGACCACAAAAUGGUGGACGCUGUGAGCUGUUUGUAAACUGAGCAUCUCUACGAGAGGCUGGGAGAAAAAGCAGGAAAGGCAGCACAUCCAUGCUCUGAGACACACCGGGACAGAGACUCCAGUGGUCCUCCUGGAGAUGGACCCGUCAUCAGAGAGCAAGAUGAACUCUGAGGGGGGCGAAGGACGACCAGUCCCUCCCACCUCCCUCACCCUGCAGGGUGGUCCCUCUCAGAGGAAGAAGCUAUCGGCCCCUCGUAUCAGUCUGUCUCUGGACCAGAGCGAGGACGACCUGGGGGAGACGCCCGACGACCUGGACAUCAACGUGGACGACCUGGACACCCCGGACGAGGGCGAUUACCUCGACUACACCGACCAUGAGAUGGACUGGGAAGACCCUAACCCAGCCUCCAGGCCCAGUGAGCCGUCCUAUUCCAUCCCGACGUACAGCGCAGAGGAGGAGCGUCAGGACGGGAAGCUGUGGAGGACCGUGGUCAUCGGGGAGCAGGAGCACCGCAUCAACAUGAAGGUCAUCGAGCCCUACAUGAGGGUCAUCUCACACGGAGGUUACUAUAGCAACGGGGUGAACGCCAUCAUCGUGUUCGCUGCCUGUUUCCUGCCAGACAGCGACCGAGAGGAAUACCAUGAAAUAAUGGAGAACCUCUUCCUCUAUGUGAUAAGCACACUGGAGCUCAUGGUGGCCGAGGACUACGUGAUCGUGUAUCUGAACGGAGCGACGCCUCACAGGAGGAUGCCCGGCCUCGGCUGGCUAAAGAAAUGCUACCAGAUGAUCGACAGGAGGCUCAAGAAGAAUUUGAAAUCCUUCAUUAUUCUCCACCCGUCGUGGUUCAUCAGGACAAUACUGGCCGUCACCAAGCCCUUCAUCAGCACUAAGUUCAGCAGUAAGAUUAAGUACGUGAACAGUUUGGACGAGCUGCAGGAAACCAUCCCCAUGGACAGCAUCCAGAUCCCAGAAUGCAUCAUUACAGUCGACAAGGAGCUGAAGGAAGCAGCGGAGAACUCAAAGAGGAAUAGUUUUCUGAUGGGAUUGGAGUCAACAACAACAACAACAAAAACAACAACAGCAGCAGCAGUAGGAGGAAGAGGCAGAACAGAACCAGGCGCAGCGGGGGCCAGCAGCUCUUAAACCCACACGGGUCUUCAAUGUUCAAAGUUGUAUUGUACGGGUAAAGCUGGAAAUCAGAGGCCUGUAAAACUAGUGUGUGUGUGUGUGUGUGCGUGUGUGUGUGCGUGUGUGUGUCAGUGUUUGUCAAUUAGACACUGGAGUUGAAUAUGAAAACACAACUUGUUAAAACUCAAGAGUUAGAUCUGGUUCUCUGUGGAGCGUCAGAGUCAGAGCUACAGCUCGUGGUUCACGGUAGGAUAAGAAAUAAGAAAUGCAAUUACACACCGGACAAUGCACUGCGCAAAUCCAUUUGUAGAGUCUAGUGUUGUAGUCGUGUGCAUGAGAAGCAGUGAAGCAAUACUAUCACCCUUUACUGGUCACUCAGUAUUUCAGAUUUGAAAAAAGCCACUUGUGUGUUUGCAAUCCACAAUAAAAGCACAAGGUGAAGCCAAAAAUAC
Messenger RNA from Gymnodraco acuticeps, 1731 nucleotides. RefSeq names its product prune homolog 2 with BCH domain (gene prune2). The transcript has 12 exons. NCBI's taxonomy places the organism in Eukaryota, Metazoa, Chordata, Actinopteri, Perciformes, Bathydraconidae. The record is from RefSeq and is a predicted model, not a curated record. Gene Ontology annotation, biological process: apoptotic process. Gene Ontology annotation, cellular component: cytoplasm. The coding region runs from base 287 to 1294 and encodes 335 amino acids.